CACAGAUGUCGCCAGCAACCAAGUGCACGAAACAGUGUUACGUUCACACACAAAAGCCGCACAGCAAUCCAAGUGAAGGCCAUGCUACCUUGAACAGCUGUCCAAAUGUAAAGAGCCUCAAGAUUCAGAGACAUCAUCCACGACUUUGUUCAGCGUAGAGUCCUCACGUUUUCUCCGCGUUCGACACCGCCGUGAGUGCGUAGACAAUGGCGGGGAAUGAAUUUAAAAUACUCUGCAUUGGCAAGGUAUGCCUUGACGAACUGCUGUACUGCGACAGCUAUCCAGUCGAAGACACAGUUUUAAGAGUCCUUGAUCGGAAGUUGAGUUCAGGAGGCAAUGCUGCCAAUAACUGCAAAGUUUUGGCGGAAUUGGGUGUCAAAAGUGAUUUGUUUGGAACGCUUAACGUUAACUCUACAACUGGGAGCCUUAUUAAAGAAGAACUCGAGUCGUUUGGCGUCAACGUGAAUCAGUGUGAAUUAAUUGAAGGCUGUGAAAUACCAAUAGCGAUAUCCAUCGUUAAUGAAGGAAGUGGAUCGCGAACAUUCCUGUACUACACAGAGGACUGGCCGGAGGUUUCGUACGAAGCUUUUCUAAAAAUAGAUUUGUCACAGUAUUCUUGGAUUCACGUAGAGAUGCGGAAAAAUGACCAGCUGAAGCAAAUAGUACAAAGGAUUACUGAAUGGAAUUCGACACGUGCGGCUUCUGGAAAACACAGUCCAGUUCCGGUGUCUCUGGAAGUAGAGAACAACGAUGAUCGGUGUCUGGAAGUCAUGCCACUUGCUGAUUUCGUCGUCGUCAGCAAAGACUUCGCUAGGGUUCACGGAUACAACUCAAUGCCUGAGGCCCUGGAUGGUCUUUAUGGACGUCUGAAACCUGGGGCGACGCUGGUGGUGCCGUGGGCGGAAGAAGGAGCGGCUGCCCGAGGUCCUGAGGGCGUGUUCUUCUCGCCCGCCUUCCCUCCGGAUCGCGUGGUGGACACGUUGGGGGCGGGGGACACGUUCUGCGCGGGCCUCAUGCUGGCCCUGGCCAGGGGUCGGCCGUUGGAGCAGAGCCUGCGUUUCGCCUGCCAGGUCGCUGGUACCAAAGUCGGUAUGCGUGGCUUCCGAGGUCUCGGCGAUCUGCUCAGGCAGCGAGGCGUUCGGCUCGGGUAGCCGCCAGCUUCGCAGAUUACACGGUUCUGCAGCGUCAGCAUCUUCUUCGUCCAUAUCAUUUCUUGUGUUACAAAAUAAACUUCACUGACUCUAUA
This is a messenger RNA of Schistocerca nitens (vagrant locust), 1246 nucleotides long. Its product is annotated as ketohexokinase-like. Gene Ontology annotation, molecular function: ketohexokinase activity. The record is from RefSeq and is a predicted model, not a curated record. Gene Ontology annotation, biological process: fructose metabolic process. Lineage: Eukaryota; Metazoa; Arthropoda; Insecta; Orthoptera; Acrididae. The transcript is spliced from 6 exons. Bases 207 to 1151 code for a protein of 314 amino acids.